CACAGCAACAUGUCUGUAAGGAGGAGGAGGUUCUCUCUGACCAGCAGCUCUGUGUUCAGGAGAGGAACUCCAGUCUGGACCAAGAGGACCAUGAGCUUCCACAGAUAAAAGAGGAACAGGAUGAACUGUGCACCAGUCAGGAGGGAGAGCAACUUGUGCUGAAGCAGGAGACUGAUGCUUUUAUGGUGACUUCUACUGAUGAGGAAAGUGACUACGGUGAAGCUCUGAGCUUUAGUUUGGAUGAAACUCAGUGUGUGGUGAAAGAAAAGCACCUAAACUACAUUUCAGUUAACAGCUCUGUGGUGCAAGAACCAAACAGUGACCACCUGCUCCUCUUUCACAACUCUCAGAGCCAAGAUCAGGAUCACGAGCAUGGAGACUCCGGACCGACUAGAAAUGCAGAGAUAGUGCUACACACUCAACAUCACAAUAGCAACAGUCAAACUAACAGUACAACUAAUCCUACCAUGGUAACAUUUCACUGCGAUAUUCAAACAGGUAAAAAGUCUGUAAAAUGUGGCACGUGUGGGAAAACUUUUAGGUGCAAGUCAUAUUUGCAGAGACACCUUUUAACCCACACAGGUGAGAAGCCGUAUUCUUGCAACACCUGUGGGAAAAGAUUCAGUCAGACAUCAAUACUGAAGGCUCAUACAAGAGUCCACACAGGUGAGAAGCCACAUUCUUGCAUCACCUGUGGGAAAAGAUUUCUUCGGAUAUCAGAUCUGAAAAAUCAUGUAAGAAUCCAUACAGGUGAGAGGCCAUAUUCUUGCAAAAUGUGUGGAAAAGCAUUUGCUCGCCACAGUUGCUUGUUGGUCCACAUGAGAAUCCAUGCAGAUAUGAAGCCACAUACUUGCACCACCUGUGGGAAAAAUUUCAGAACGAGCGGUCAGAUGACACGCCACCUGAGAACCCACACAGGCGAGAAGCCGUAUUCUUGUAGUGCCUGUGGGAAGAAAUUCGGUUGGCCAUCAUUGUUGACGGCUCAUACAAGAAUCCAUACGGGAGAGAGGCCGUAUUCAUGCAAAACAUGUGGGAAAGUUUUCAGACUUAAAAGUGCCUUGAAACUCCACAUGAGUACUCACACAGGUGAGAAGCCGUAUACAUGUGUAACGUGUGGGAGAGCUUUCAGUUUCAGUACUAAUUUGAUCAGCCACUCGAAAAUCCACACAGGCGAGAAGCCAUUUUCCUGCAACAUCUGUGGGAAAGACUUCAGACGUAACUAUGAGUUGAGAGUCCACACGAGAAGAAAUCAUUAACCUCAUAUAUUUUAUGAUUACUGCAGUACUCAUAUUUCUGUUAACAGUAUUUCUUUGAAACAAAGAAAAUCUCCCAAAUCUUCGAAAAGACUUUGUAUAUAAAACAAAUUUCAUCCUGAAGUUUCAACUGUGAGCAAAUUCUGUUCAUCAAGGCUGCAGAUGGAUGUGACUGACAUCAAAAAUGAGUGAUGAACAGUUCUUUUCAGAGUCAAGUUAAAACAUGCAGGUGUUUUAGAGGUUAACUUAAGCCCCGUUUCCACCGAGCAGUACUGUAUAGCUCAGUCCGGUGUGCUUGUUUUCCGUUUCCACUGUGAAAAGUUGUGGAUGGUACCGAUGGAGCCAUUCCGUACCGUCCCCAUGUUUGGUCCCCCCUCUGUUGGGGUACCUAGCACACA
Molecule: messenger RNA, 1651 nt
Organism: Epinephelus lanceolatus (giant grouper)
Lineage: Eukaryota; Metazoa; Chordata; Actinopteri; Perciformes; Serranidae
Source: RefSeq, a predicted model, not a curated record